Messenger RNA from Calypte anna (Anna's hummingbird), 3677 nucleotides. It is a transcript of the gene WLS, whose product is annotated as Wnt ligand secretion mediator. The coding region runs from base 137 to 1762 and encodes 541 amino acids. Lineage: Eukaryota; Metazoa; Chordata; Aves; Apodiformes; Trochilidae. The transcript is spliced from 12 exons. Gene Ontology annotation, cellular component: organelle membrane; endomembrane system. Gene Ontology annotation, biological process: Wnt protein secretion; Wnt signaling pathway; intracellular protein transport. The record is from RefSeq and is a predicted model, not a curated record. Gene Ontology annotation, molecular function: Wnt-protein binding.
GCCACAAUCACGGCUGGCGGCGGCGGAGGGGGAGCAGGCUCCCGGCGGGCCCGGGCACCCAUCCCUGCCCACCCCCACCAACCAGCCCUCCCUCCCUCCCCGGCCGGGGAGCGGGGGGGGUUAGCGGCGGGAGAAGAUGGCUGGGGCCAUCAUCGAGAACAUGAGCACCAAAAAGCUGUGCAUCGUCGGGGGGAUCCUGCUGGUCUUCCAAGUCAUCGCCUUUCUGGUGGGAGGGCUGAUCGCUCCCAGCCCCACCACAGCUGUCCCCUACAUGUCUGUGAAGUGCAUCGAUGUCAGAAAAAACCACCACAAAACCAAGUGGCUGAUGCCCUGGGGACCCAACCACUGUGAGAAGCUCAAGAACUUUGAUGAGGCAGUGAGCAGGCAGAUUGAAGCCAACGACAUCGUGUUUGCUGUGCACAUCCCCCUGCCCAGCAAGGAGAUGAGCCCCUGGUUCCAGUUCAUGCUCUUCAUCAUGCAGCUGGACAUUGCCUUCAAGAUGGACAAUGACCUGAAAGACAAUGCAGAGAUUACCCUGGAUGUGUCGCUGGCCUAUCGUGACAACAUGUUUGAGGACUGGGAGGAGAUAGCACAUGCAGUAGAGAUCAGGAAGCUGAAGUGCACCUUUGGCUCACCAAAAACCCUGGAGUCUGAAGGCCGUCACUACGACUGUGACUUCCUGCCCUUCAUGGAGAUUGGCAGUGUGGCACACAAGUACUACCUCAUCAACAUCCGCCUGCCCGUCAACGAGAGGAAGGGCAUCAACGUGGGCAUCGGGGAGAUCAAGGACAUCCGGCUGGUGGGCAUCCAUCAAAACGGGGGCUUUACCAAAGUGUGGUUUGCCAUGAAGACCUUCCUCACCCCCAGCAUUUUAAUCAUCAUGGUCUGGUACUGGAGAAGGAUCACCCUGAUGACACGGGCUCCUGUCCUGCUGGAGAAGGUCAUCUUCGCUCUGGGAAUUUCCAUGACCUUCAUUAACAUCCCCGUGGAGUGGUUUUCCAUUGGAUUUGACUGGACUUGGAUGCUGCUCUUUGGAGACAUCCGACAAGGCAUUUUCUAUGCCAUGCUCUUGUCCUUUUGGAUCAUCUUCUGUGGGGAGCACAUGAUGGACCAGAAUGAACGGAACCAUCUGUCAGGGUACUGGAAGCAGGUUGGACCCAUAGCUGUUGGUUCCUUCUGCCUCUUCAUCUUUGACAUGUGUGAGAGGGGAGUGCAACUGAAGAACCCCUUCUACAGCAUCUGGACCACAGAGGUUGGCACGGAGCUGGCUAUGGCCUUUAUUAUCGUGGCAGGAAUCUGCUUGUGUCUGUAUUUUCUCUUCCUGUGUUUCAUGGUCUUCCAAGUGUUCAGAAACAUCAGUGGGAAGCAGUCGGGCCUCCCAGCCAUGAGCAAGGCUCGCCGCCUCCAUUACGAGGGGCUGAUUUUUAGGUUCAAGUUCCUGAUGCUCAUUACCCUGGCUUGUGCAGCCAUGACUGUCAUCUUCUUCAUUGUCAGCCAGGUGACAGAAGGCCACUGGAAGUGGGGGGACAUAACCAUCCAAGUGAACAGUGCCUUCUUCACUGGCAUCUACGGGAUGUGGAACCUCUACGUCUUCGCUCUCAUGUUCCUCUACGCCCCCUCACACAAGAAUUAUGGUGAAGAUCAGUCAAAUGGUGACCUGGGAGUAAACAGUGGGGAGGAGCUCCAGCUCACCACCACCAUCACCCACGUGGAUGGACCCACAGAGGUUUAUAAGCUGGCACGCAAGGAGGCUCAGGAGUGACACUGGCUGGGACCCAGACUGGGGUGGAGAGCAGAGGACCACACCUUGCCCUCUGGCAGGAGACCUCUUGGACCUAACCUGCUCCUCCAGCCACCCUGUGUGUUUUCACCAGGCAGUGACGCCCAGCAGAACGUUUGUAAACUCUUUACUAUGGUGUAGUUACUUCUGGGGGGAGGGUUAUGUAUCUUGUGUUCCACUCCAGCACGUAAAACCUGCUAGAAAAGCAUUAAGGUUGCAAAGUCGAGGUCAGGAAGGGGUAGAGCUGCCAUGGGGCAGUUUCCAGUUGGCUCCCCUGCCUUUUGCCAUCUUCCUCCCUCUCACCUUUUGGUUAUGGCUCUCUCAUUUCCACGCUGCUGACGUGCCAUGGGGAGACAAGAAAGGCCCCAGGAGGGAUGGUGCAUUCCAGGCUCCCAUCCCUGUGAGCUGGGCAGUCCUGCUCCUCCUUGCACAGCCAGGGUGGAGCACACUUGGUCAAGGUGUGUUCUUCCAGGGACUGGAAAAAUCAGCUUGUCACAUACUAAUGUGAGUCUUUUGCUUUUUUUUUGCUUUUUUUUUGCUUUUUUUUUUUUUUUGUGCUAUGAGCUUGCUCACCCCUCUGCUGUGUCUUGGGGGGGAUCUGGCUGUCAGACUGCCCAGGGCAAGGGCAAUUGUAACCAGUAUGGGAUGGAGGAGUAAACUGGACUCUGCUGGGGACCAGUUAAUAGAAGAGUUAAUGGCAACAUGACCAGAAUGGUCUGUGCUUCUCAGGACACACCUUCUUCCAGGGCCCAGAAGAGAAGCUGACUCUGCAGAGAACUUCACCUGGCACUAGUUAAUGCCUCUGUUAACUGCUUGAAACUCAACCUCCCACUUUUGUCCCUAAAAGAUGAGACUUUGGUGGUGCUGCCUGUUGCUGACAGGUUGGAGAUUAGGGAGAGAGGGAGCAGGAUUCCAAAGACCCUGACAGUUGUCAAUACCAGGAAAGGUGACAUGCUCUCCUUGGACUCAUAAAAAUUCUAAAAUUCAGCCAGUGUUCAAUUAAUUCUCCCUUUUUUUCCCACUCCAGCAGGGAAUGGGGCCAGAACACUGACCCCAGCUGAAGCCCCUUGAGUGCUGCUAUGCCUGGGCACCUGAAGUCCCUUUAGCACAGGAGAAGUGCUGACUGCUGCCUGAGAGGAGGUAGCUUGGGGUGAUUUUUGCAUACUUGAACUGGAACACUACAUUUUUAAAAAUAAGUUUGGGGGUUGUAAAGUGGGGUGGCAGUGCCACUGUGCUGAAAGAAAAUAGCUUAAAAGAAAAAAAAACUUGGGAAAGGAGAGGGCACACUUCUUGGAAGAAGCACUGGGAUGGCAAAAGGUAACUUGUAGCAGUUUAGAUGAGGAAAGGAAGUGCUGGUAGGGCCAAGCAGUGCUCCUACUUGCAGAGUUGUUACAUUACAAACGAAUUAAAUUAAUGUUUAGAUGACAUUACACAUAACAAAUAAAUUAAAACCAAUCCCAACUCCAACAGGUUCCUGGCUGGGUGCUCGACUUUGCAACUUUAACGCCCUUUUUACGUCUGGUCCUUACGUGAUAUUUAUGUUGUUCCCAUAGAUGUGUCCAUGGUUUCUUUCUUCCAGCUUAGUAGAGCCUCUUGUUUUGUAAAGGCUCCUUGCAAAUGGGGAGCUGCAGCUUUAAAAACCAAAAUUUUGUGUCAGACACUAACAGUUUGUUUACGGGGGGCGCAUGUAUCGUGUGCGUGCGUGCGUGUGGGGGGGUUUUUUAUUUCUUCAUUCCUAAGCCCUACUCAUAUGUCUCAGAAAUAGUCCCUGGGUCUUAUUAAAAUAUAUCCUCUUUUUUGUUUGUUUGUUUAGGUCGAGUUGAGUUUUUACAGAGUGCUUUAAGCAAUCUGGAAAACGUGUAGGUUUGUUAAUUUAAAUAAAAUACAUGAUAUUGUG